This is a messenger RNA of Pipistrellus nathusii (Nathusius's pipistrelle), 348 nucleotides long. The record is from the annotation of a GenBank genome assembly. NCBI's taxonomy places the organism in Eukaryota, Metazoa, Chordata, Mammalia, Chiroptera, Vespertilionidae.
AUGGUGGCCCCACAGACUCAGCCCCCUGCCCAGCAGCAGCCCAAGAAGAAUCUGUCCCUCACGAGAGAGCAGAUGUUUGCUGCGCAGGAGAUGUUCAAGAUGGCCAACAAGGUCACGCGGCCCGAGAAGGCCCUCAUCCUGGGCUUCAUGGCCGGCUCCCGAGAGAACCCGUGCCAGGAGCAGGAGGACGUGAUCCAGAUCAAGCUCAGCGAGCUCACGGAGGACCUGCCCAAGUCGGACGGCCAGGGCAGCACCACCAUGCUGGUGGACACCGUGUUCGAGAUGAACUACGCCACGGGCCAGUGGACGCGCUUCAAGAAGUACAAGCCCAUGGCCAACGUGUCCUAG